Molecule: messenger RNA, 300 nt
Organism: Entrophospora sp. SA101
Lineage: Eukaryota; Fungi; Glomeromycota; Glomeromycetes; Entrophosporales; Entrophosporaceae
Source: the annotation of a GenBank genome assembly
GAUAUUCUUCACAAGAUAACGGUGUUGAUGAUGAGUACUUGAAUGAAUCUUAUCAUUCUAAAAAAAGAUUUUUUUGGACUAAAUCACUUCAAAUUCAAUUCAGAGAACAAUUUGAAAAAUUAAUAAUUUUGGACUAUUUAAUGAGAAAUACUGAUCGAGGAUUAGAUAAUUGGAUGGUCAAGUAUUGUGAUAAAGAUGAAAAUGAUUGUAUUAUUACAUCACCUCCAACAAAAUCAAUGGGUAUGAAUGUUCCAAAGAAUUUAUCAAAAGAUAAUUUAUUACUAAAUAAAAACAAAUCUG